This is a messenger RNA of Balaenoptera musculus (blue whale), 2127 nucleotides long. It is a transcript of the gene GALNT12, whose product is annotated as polypeptide N-acetylgalactosaminyltransferase 12. The coding region runs from base 88 to 1827 and encodes 579 amino acids. NCBI's taxonomy places the organism in Eukaryota, Metazoa, Chordata, Mammalia, Artiodactyla, Balaenopteridae. The transcript is spliced from 10 exons. Gene Ontology annotation, cellular component: Golgi apparatus. The record is from RefSeq and is a predicted model, not a curated record.
GGGGCGGCGCGCCGGUUCCGGGAUCCGGGUCGCGGGCUGCGCCACCGCCUCGGGGCGCGCCGGGCGCUGGGCGCAGCUGAGGGGCGCAUGUUGGGGCGCGCGGCGUGGAGGCGCUGCCCGCGAGGGCUGCGGCGCGGCCGGGAGGCGCUGCUGGCACUGCUGGCGUUGCUGGCGCUGGCUGGGCUGGGCUCGGUGCUGCGGGCGCGGCGCGGGGCCGGAAUGGCCGAGCCGGGACUCCCACGCACCCCGCGCUCCGGGCGGCGAGACCCGGUUCUGGCGCGGCCGCCGGUGCGGGAGGACGCUCUGGGCGCGCGAGGCGAGGCAGUGCGGCUGCAGCUGCAGGGCGAAGAGCUGCGGCUGCAGGAGGAGAGCGUGCGGCUGCACCAGAUAAACAUCUACCUCAGCGACCGCAUCUCGCUGCACCGCCGCCUGCCCGAGCGCUGGAACCCUCUGUGCAAAGAGAAGAAAUACAAUUAUGAUCAGUUGCCCACGACAUCUGUCAUCAUAACAUUUUAUAAUGAAGCCUGGUCAACUCUCCUUCGGACAGUUUACAGUGUCCUCGAGACAUCCCCAGACACUCUGCUAGAAGAAGUUAUCCUUGUAGAUGACUACAGCGAUCGAGAGCACCUGAAGGAACGCCUGGUCUCCGAGCUGGCCAGGCUGCCCAAGGUCCGCCUGAUCCGCGCCAACAAGAGGGAGGGCCUGGUGCGGGCACGGCUGCUGGGGGCUUCCGCGGCCAAGGGCGACGUGCUGACCUUCCUGGACUGCCACUGCGAGUGCCACGAAGGGUGGCUGGAGCCGCUGCUGCAGAGGAUCCAUGAAAAGGAGUUGGCAGUGGUGUGCCCUGUGAUCGAUGUGAUCGACUGGAACACCUUCGAGUACCUGGGGAACGCUGGGGAGCCCCAGAUUGGCGGUUUCGACUGGAGGCUGGUGUUCACGUGGCACGUGGUUCCCGAGAGGGAGAGGAUCCGCAUGCGGUCCCCCAUCGAUGUCAUCAGGUCUCCAACCAUGGCUGGUGGGCUGUUUUCCGUGAGUAAGAAAUAUUUUGAAUACCUGGGGUCUUAUGAUACAGGAAUGGAAGUUUGGGGCGGAGAAAACCUCGAAUUCUCCUUUAGAAUCUGGCAGUGCGGGGGGACCCUGGAGACACACCCGUGUUCGCACGUUGGCCACGUUUUCCCCAGGCAAGCUCCCUACUCCCGCAACAAGGCUCUGGCCAACAGUGUCCGCGCAGCUGAAGUGUGGAUGGAUGAAUUUAAAGAGCUCUACUACCAUCGCAACCCCCAGGCCCGCUUGGAACCCUUUGGGGAUGUGACAGAGAGGAGGCAGCUCCGUGCAAAGCUCCAGUGUAAGGACUUCAAGUGGUUCUUGAAUACCGUGUAUCCAGAACUGCACGUGCCUGAGGACAGGCCUGGCUUCUUCGGGAUGCUCCAGAACAAAGGACUAAAAGAUUACUGCUUUGACUAUAACCCUCCCAAUGAACACCAGAUCACAGGACAUCAGGUCAUUCUGUACCACUGUCAUGGGAUGGGUCAGAACCAGUUUUUCGAGUACACGUCCCAGAAUGAAAUACGCUAUAACACCCACCAGCCGGAAGGCUGCGUGGCGGUGGAGGCCGGAAUGGAUGUUCUCAUCAUGCAUCUUUGCGAGGGAGCCACCCCAGAGGAUCAGAAGUUCAUCUUGCAGGAGGAUGGUUCUUUAUUUCAUGUACAGUCCAAGAAAUGUGUUCAGGCUGAGAGGAAGGAAUUGAGCGACAGUUUUGUACCACUCUUACGAGACUGUACCAACUCAGAUCGUCAGAAAUGGUUCUUCAAGGAACACAUGGUAUGAAAUGUCACUGUACUACGGAGUCCAUCUAGAGGAGAUGGGGGGAGCCCCUGGACUCCGUGUUUAACAGACUUACCUAAGCACAGAGACAGACACACCAAAAACUUGGCUGCUCCUCUUUUCAUAAGGAAAUCAUUUUGUGAUUUGUGAAAGUGAUGUUGGCUUUAAUAAAAAUGUGAAUAAGCUUUGUACUGAUUUUGAAAACUUUAAAAUUGUUCCCAAAUACCCUGUUUUCAAAGGGUAGUCAUAAAAUGUUAACUCCAGGUAUUCAGAGAAUUAAAAGCUUUAACUAUUUUUCUAUCA